GUAGCGGGAUUUAUGUUUUGCAGCUUGUUUACAACAUGGUAAAGUUAAGUUAUUGGCCAGCUAUGUAACAAAAUGGGAUAUAUGGAACAGCUGUGAGAUGGAGUCUAAAGCAGUUGUCAAUGCCAUACCGCCUUAUGGAUAUAUAAUUGCUAACGAAAAGUGGAGAGGCUCUGUGCUGGUACAAGGCUUCAAAGGAAACGUAAAGAUAAUUUUCGAGGAACAUCUCGGCGUUGUUGAUUUUCAUCUUUCAGACAAGAGCUGUAUCCUGUAUGUAUCAGAGAGCGAUAUAGUGGCUGGCAACGCCUACAAAAGGAAGAUUGUUCGCUUCAGAAAUGCUAAUAGCAGUCUUCAGGGGAUUAUUGUAGUAGAGAAGACACGCCUCAGUGAACAAUACUUCAGCCCCUUACAAAAGUUUGUGGUGCUGGAGUUGGGACUGAACCUGCUGCCUGUCUUAAACCCAAUGGAGGCCUCACAGCUUAUCUAUCAGUUGGUCCAUGGGGAAAGCAAGGAGAACCCUUUCCGCAGGAAGAGCAUUUCCAGGCUGCUGGAUCCUGUGGUGUUGGCUCUGGUCCAGCAGAUCCCUGGAGUGGGAAAGGUGAAGGCCCUGGCCCUUCUGCAGCGAUACUACUCCAUCCACCAACUCAGUCAAGCCUCAGCCAGUGACCUUGAACCCAUAGUAGGGCAGGCCACAGCUCAACACAUUUGGGGAUUCUUCCACAAGCCACUGUAGUCAACUUGAGGUACAAGAUACGCAGAGCAGCGCGUCUCUAAAUAUCUAUAGAUUCAUUGUGGUUAGUUCACUUAAGAUGUAAAGACCUUAAGCUAGUUCAAGCUAGGCUGUGCUUGAACUUGCAUUCUUUAGUGUCAUUGGGAGCUAUUGCAUAUGUCUAUGGAUCAGACUAUGAGCGUUUAAUUAUUUAUUAUUGAAGUCUAUGUUGAGAUGCAGUUUGUGAAAUUAAUGUUUCUAAGCUUUCAAAGACCUGAACAUAAUAAACCACUCCUUAUGUACAGUG
Messenger RNA from Alosa alosa (allis shad), 1013 nucleotides. RefSeq names its product FA core complex associated protein 24 (gene faap24). Gene Ontology annotation, molecular function: chromatin binding. The transcript has 4 exons. The record is from RefSeq and is a predicted model, not a curated record. Lineage: Eukaryota; Metazoa; Chordata; Actinopteri; Clupeiformes; Clupeidae. Gene Ontology annotation, biological process: interstrand cross-link repair. Bases 98 to 730 code for a protein of 210 amino acids. Gene Ontology annotation, cellular component: Fanconi anaemia nuclear complex.